AUGAAGAGAAAGGUAUGUCAGACUUCUGAAAUUGACGACCAGAACAAAUCGAUAAAAUUAGAGUCAGUGGAUCGAAUUAGUGAGUUGUCAGAUGAUAUUAUUUCAAGCAUAUUGUCCCUCUUGCCGAUAAAGGAAGCCGAAGCUACUAGUAUUCUCUCUAGUCGAUGGCGGUAUAUGUGGGCAUUUUCAACUAGGAAUCUUUAUUUUGAUGCUGAAGAAUGUCUACGUGCCUUUCCGGCCCUCAGUCGAGAACUGAGGGACCAGAAAAGUCUCAGAUAUGUUGAUUGGGUCGAUCAUGUGGUGGAACAAUAUAGGGGAUCAGGCAUCGAACAAUUCAGGGUUUGCUUUCGUUUAAAUCGACGUUUUGCAAGUUCCAUUGAUAAAUGGAUUCAGUUUGCAUUGGAAAAGAGGACUCAGGUCCUUGUUUUGGAGCUCUUGCUGCUAAUUGAUGAGUCGUCUAGGAAAGAUUCUUAUACUUUUCCCCAGAAACUAUUAGAUCUAAACUACUCUAAUGGAUGCAUCGGUUUUGAGUCGCUCAAAGUUCUUGAAUUGAGGAAUGUUGAUGUGACUGAUGAAGUUGUUCAGCACUUCUUGUCCAAAUGUCCAGUUCUUGAACGACUAUCGAUAUGUUAUGCUACAAAUCUGGUCAAUUUUAAAGCCGCAGGUCCGUCAAUUGCGUUGAAGCAUUUGGUGAUCAAGAAUUGUUUUGCCUUGAAAAGCAUUGAGGUUUGUGACACUUCUGGUCUUGUUUCGUUUACUUUUGAUGGGUUUGGAGAUGAAAUAAGUUUGUCACUCUGUAAUCUACCACUUCUCGUUAGGAUUGAUGUAUCCAUACACUUCUGCGAGUUCCCUCUCAUCAGUGGUUCUUUCGGCCGACUCUCACUCUCACGUUCUCUUCCUCAGCUUGAGACCCUAGGGUUAGCGAUCCAUAGCUCCUAUUUGGACUUUAAGCGGUUCAAUGAUGUGUUUCCAAUUCCUACACUGCUACCAAAUCUAAAGCAUUUGGAAUUAGCAGUACUCGAAACAGAUGCUCAUGGUCUUCGAAAAUUAUAUUCCUUCUUGAAGGCAUCUCCUCAUUUGCAGAGACUUGUAUUACAGUGUGAAUUCUCAUUUAACGAGCAGCCCUUUGAUGAAUCAUUACAGCAAGCUGGUGAAUGCAAACAUCAUAAUCUUAAGGUGGUACAAGUGGUAGGAUAUCGUGCGAGAAAAAUUAUUGCCACGUGUGUCAACUACUUGAUAGAGAAUGUUUUAUCACUUGAGAAGAUUGUUAUUGAUCCUCGUCGACCAGGCUUUCAUUAUACUGGAAUGGGAAAGCGCAUUGAAGAGGUGGAGGAGGAAAGGAAGGCAAGAGAUCACGCAAUGCAUCAACUCAAGAAACAAGUGCCUUCAACUAUUGAAUGUCUAUGCAAUUAUGUAGACCUCGAGUAA
This is a messenger RNA of Rosa chinensis, 1428 nucleotides long. Its product is annotated as F-box/FBD/LRR-repeat protein At1g13570. The transcript has a single exon. The record is from RefSeq and is a predicted model, not a curated record. NCBI's taxonomy places the organism in Eukaryota, Viridiplantae, Streptophyta, Magnoliopsida, Rosales, Rosaceae. Bases 1 to 1428 code for a protein of 475 amino acids. Gene Ontology annotation, molecular function: protein binding.